AUGACAAGUGCAUCUUUAUCGGCACCGGCGGCAUCAAGCGAGUUGGCAUUAACUACGAUCAUACCAACAUUCACGACGGAUUCACCACAAGGCGAGUCGCCGGAAUUCAAGACUUUAAAAGUGUUUCUUUAUUGUACCAUUCUUGCCUUCAGUUCACUGGGUAACGGACUCGUUUUCCUCUUGAUUUCUUGCAACCGUCGUCUCCGUCAAGGGUCCUCAAACAGAUUGUUACUUAACUUGAGUGCGUGUGAUUUCCUCACUCCGUUAUUGGGUAUACCGUUUGACUUGGUGCUCGAAGAACGUGGUUACGUUUGGCCCUACGGCGAGUUCAUGUGCCAUGCACUGUGGCCAGCGUCUACAUUCACGGCUACAGCAUCUGCUCUUACUUUGGCGGCCAUUUCGUUGGACAGGCAAGUCAUUAACCUCCUUCAAUUAACCCCUCAGUUGACUUACUAUUAGUGGAAGCAAAAAGCAAAACGGCUGAAGACAACAGAUAGCAAAUGUUAUCUUAGAUAAUUAUGAAAAAAAAAACAACGUUUAAAAGUGCAUCUGAAGAGAUUUCAUUUGAAUGAUCUUGAGUGGUCAUGCCAUAAGAUUUCGUCACAAACUAGUUUAAAAGAUUUUUACACUGGAAACUUCCCGAUUUCAUUGUUUACUCUCUACGGAACGUAGGAAGGGAAAGUCCAAAAAGUGCAAGUUAUUGAUAACAGUAUGAGAAAGUGCUACUGUACAACUUUCAUUCAAUAUGAAAUCAGUACUCAUUAACUUCUCAACGGAGAUCUUCAUUAUCCAUAGACUUAUGACAACAUUUACAGCUAAAAAUCUCACAAAACUGCCCUUGUUUGAGGGGCUCUGUAACACUAAACCCACUUAAAUUCUAGGCUCAGUAACAUUAACAACCGGCACUAUAUAUUAAAAAAUACACCAUAACUUUAUUGAAUCUACCUAGAAAGGGCUUUUAAGGUCCUGCUCAGUGACAGUAGGUUAAUACUUGUUUGCGACCCAUGUCAAUUGCUAACACAUGGUUACCAUUAGUUGAAAAAAAUGCUCCAAGGUACCUCAGUCUUUUCGUCCGGCCUGGGCAUUACAUAAUCAGAUUUUGAUGUCAGUAAUGUUUCGAAGGCAAACGUUAGAGAAGCUAUCUGGUUUUUUCUUCUUAAAAAGCUUGAGACAAUUUUUGUGUUGGAAAUUAAAUUUACACCCAGUUUAAACCCGCAAAUCGUCGUUGAAAUCAUCGCUACGAACACACUUUUUGCCAAGUUCUAAUUGCAUAAAAAAAUGUUUUUAUUUUUAUUUCUCAGGGAAGAUUGACAAAUAUUUCUGGCAUUGUAAUAAUGUAACAAAAUCAUUAUCACCUAUUUUAGAGAUCUUGGAUGCUUAAAUCAUUAAUGAUCACAUUCUAAGCACAGUUUUCAACAAGCGAGUAAUUAACUGAUACGUUUGUCACAUUUUGACGCCUUCUAUUAAUUUUUGAUAUUUUUAAAGAGCAGUCCACUCGAUGCCGAAGGAAUUGCCUUUGUUUUAGAAAAUAACAGAGGAAAAAAGCUGUAGCUUCAAAAUUUGCUUAAAAAGAAAUCUCUCUGUACUUACACUUGGACAGAUCUAAGUCCACCCCGAAAGGGACUCCUAUAAGAAGUGACAGGGAUGGUCGUCUCGCUUGGGGGUAUAAAUUGCAGAUUUUGUUCUCAAUUAGGGUGUUUCGGACGAAAAAUUACUGUAUUUGUCCAUUCAGGUAUCGCUUAGGGCUGUGCAAAAAGAAAUCUACAAAAAAUGCCUUAACACUGACCACACAAAGAACACGCUCUUAGAGAUGUCUGUUUUAGGGGUCAGCCACAUUGAUCUCCCUUAGGCGGCUUAAUUUUAAUUUUCCGAAGACCAUAUUCCCGUCCCCUUUAUAUGGGAGUAGCCCCCUGGGGUCCACCUUAGGUUAGCCUGUGAACAGGCUCUCUGUUUGGGGAAAGGAUGAAAAAUUCGUGUGGAGAGGGAAGGGAAAGGGUGAUUUUUUUUUUCGCGAUUUUUUCACCCUUUCCCCAAACAGAGAGCCUGUUCACAGGCUAGCCUUAGGUUAUCUCUGACAAUCAAAUCAGAGUGUCAUUAAGUAUAAUCAAUGACAUCUAUCAUGGAAAUUUUAGUAGACCCCGCGCGGAUCAAUCGGCUCAUUGCAUGAAUAUUUCUGUGGGAAAACUAAACUGGUUUUGACGGUGUCCUCUCGGCUUGACUCGCUUUUAUCUACACCGAUGCUUUUUUAAUUGACUUUUCUACGCGUUUUGGUCUUACUCGUCCACGCCUAAGCGAUUACAUUGAAACAGAGGUUUUUGAAAAAAGACUGUCGCAAAAAGAAAAUUUCAAAAACGCUAACGUGACAGCUACUCACACAUUACUUGGCGAAAAUAAACGAGAGCAUCAUUACACGGUGUCCGUGAAUAGCCUGAGCACAAGAGCGUAUUGCAAGAUUUGUGGACGGCUUAGUUUGGACUGUUGCAAAAACAAAUGUGCAAACGCUGGGAUAUUGAGUCUAAUUUCUAUUCGCUUUUGUCAAUGCUCAACCCCCCUGGGGUUUUCUCAAAAAAGGUUCUAUACGGGGAGACUCCUCCCGAGGUCUAACCCCAUCACCCUUUACUCUACACUUUUGACAGAAAAGGUACCUGGCCCUCUCGUAUACCUUCUUAAUUGAUAAAUAGUACCCCUUUCACUGGUAUAACUAGUUCAGAACUUUUUAUCCCUCAAAUUAUAAGUUAACUGCAUGCUGUAAAUGCACGCACUGUCACUUUAAAUUAAGAAUAAACCACAAAACAUGAACGUUUUCUCGACUUUUUCACAGCUAUAAUAAAAUACUUCUGUAAGCCCCUUUGGGCCCCUUUACAUACGGAAAUGACAGAUUUUCCUACCGUUUAAGAUACUUCAACUAGUGAAAUCUUUGCACUUUAGUAUGACCGAACAGUGGUGGAUCCAGCAGAGGAGCCGGGGGGGGGGCCGGCCCCCCUCCUUCUUUUUUAUAGACCAAAGUGAGGCCCAAAGGGCCGAAAAAAAUUCUUUGGAGACCAUCUUCCCCCCCCACCCCUUAUCUUAAAGCCUGGAUCCGGCACUGCCGAAAACCUAUCAAAGGUUCCCCUUUGAGGGCGGAGACCUACGUUACCCCGUAUUGUUGGUUUUCACAUGACGUCACUAAAAUUCAAACUACAAAACUAUCGAUCCUGUACUGAGAUUUUUCUUUUAUGAUGUAUUAGAGCAGCUGAAAUCUAACUUUCAUUCAAAUUUUCGCUUCAAAAGGGUUCUUAGUUUUGUGAUAGAAUACGCUUGAAUUUCUAAGCUUUUGCGUGACGUGGCAUUCACAUGACGGCCGAGAGAGCUGUCAUGUAUGUUAAAAAAGGGACGUUUUUCGGGGACUUUUGUUAUCUUAACAGUUCAUGUAUUAGAAAAAGUAUUACUUUAAUGUUUAUGAAUUCCUCGAGGAAUAAAUUUACGCUUUUGCACCAAAACCCGGUAACAGAUGUUUUUGUAGGUUUCCGUCCGCCAUGUUGGUGCCCAUCCAGGUGGGCACCAGCAUGGCGUCUCCAUACAAAUCCCUAUAAAUUUGGGUAAAACAUUUCUUCGGAUAUCUCGUAUACGGAAUAUUCUUCUGACCUGAAUCUUGGCGAGAAUCUUUGUACAUUUACCUCCUUUCAUUUCCCAGAAAAAAAAAACGCAUCAGUACUGGAAAGAAUAAAAUGCUGGUUUUAUCUAAUUUCUGAUACAAAGUUUGUUUCUUUAACAGAUUUCGCCUCCUAAUGCAUCCCUUCAUUCCGCGACUCACCAAAAAGCAAAUCAAGUUCGUCAUUAUCAGCGUUCACGUGUUAUCUCUAGUCAUAAUUAUACCUUAUGUCAGCUUUUUAAAACUGGAGGAUCACGAAUGCAUCGAACAAUGGCCUCAGCUUGGAUACAGACAAGCUUACACCGUUGUACUAUUCUUGGCCCAGUACGCUAUACCUCUUGUCUUCAUGACAACAAUGUACACAGUUGCCCUGGUCAAACUUUACAACGUCACAAGCAACACGAGUCAGAUGCGCAUGGAAUCUCAACACCCUCGUAGGGUUUCGGCAAAUCGUCGGAAAAUUUCUGGUAGUUCUCAAUUCUCCGAGACAAAUAACAACGCAGCGGGAAAUGGUAAGAAGAACCCGAUUCGAAAACUCAGUUCGCGCGUUGCUUACACGAUGUCCCGCGGGUUCGACCUCGAAUCCAAUGUCCGCGUGACGAUGAUGUUUAUCGUUAUAGUUGCAAUCUUUGCUAUCUUUAUGCUUCCCAACCAAAUAGUAUGGCUCUGGAUGGAUUUUGGAGCAGGAAAUGAUCAUAUCCGGUUAAAUCUGAUAAAAAUAGUCUGUUGGCUAUUCACUUAUACCAACUGUGUGUGCAAUCCUGUGAUCUUUGUCAUAUUUUGCAAAGAAUUCCGCACAGAGAUUUUGAUAUUUCCUAGAAGACUUUUGAGGAAGCGCAGGCAGCGGUUAAGUAUAUCAAGAUCUUCCGUUCCUGCCGCCGACCUGGAAAUACGGCGUUGCGAGCUUCGUCGCCUGUCUCCGCCUGCCAGCCUAUAG
Porites lobata is the source of this 4568-nucleotide messenger RNA. NCBI's taxonomy places the organism in Eukaryota, Metazoa, Cnidaria, Anthozoa, Scleractinia, Poritidae. The record is from the annotation of a GenBank genome assembly.